Molecule: messenger RNA, 6089 nt
Organism: Camelus dromedarius (Arabian camel)
Lineage: Eukaryota; Metazoa; Chordata; Mammalia; Artiodactyla; Camelidae
Product: receptor-type tyrosine-protein phosphatase V-like
Exons: 29
Biological process (GO): peptidyl-tyrosine dephosphorylation involved in inactivation of protein kinase activity
Cellular component (GO): signaling receptor complex
Molecular function (GO): protein tyrosine phosphatase activity; protein binding
Source: RefSeq, a predicted model, not a curated record
GAGGCUGGGGCUGGGAGGCCGCCUCUUAUCUGUCAGAAUCUUCUUGCCGCCUCUCCAGAGGCCCAGCGCGAGGCUGCCCCAAGCUGGCUGGGGGCGGACAGGGCUGGCCCCUGUGGCCAGGUGCCCUCUGCGGGCCCGUCUAUGGGGCUGGCUGUGGAGUCUGUGUGCCCCCAGCCGGCCCUCUUCGGCGGAGACUCUUGGGGCAGCUCUCCAGACGCUGCCGGAAAGAGCCCCGCGAGGUGCCCCAGACGUCCGUCCAUCUGUCCAUCAAGAUGAGGCCCCUGGUCCUGUUUGCUGCCCUCCUCUGGCUCGGAGUCUUCUUGGCGCAGGAAGACGAGUGCCCCUCCCUGGAAGGGGGUCCAGGCGGGAAGAGCAGAGGACCACCUCCAGCCGUGAACGUGAGUGGCCAGGGGACGUCCGCCAGCCUCGCUCUGAGCUGGGCAGCCCCAGGGCCUGGCAGUGCCAGUCACACCCUCCGUCUAACCCAGCUGAGCCCCCUGGGCUUCCCCGAAGGGCAGCAGCUCAGACCCACACCAACGUGUUCAGCUUUGAGUUCCAGGACCUGGUGCCAGGAAGUCACUACCAGCUGGAAGAGAUGGCCCUGCACCCUCCAGCAGGGGCGAUGCCCUGGCCCUGAACAUGGUGCCUCUGCUUCCGGUGCAGCCCCGUCCACUGUCCAGGCCCUGCGGCUCCACAGCUCUGCGAGCCCGUCCAGCCUGGAGGCCUCAUGGGGCACUGCCCCCGGUGGGCAGGAUGGCUACCAGCUUCUCCCCUACCACCUGGAAUCCCAGGCAGUGGCUCAUAACAUCUCCGUGGCCCCGGGGACCCUGUCCUACAAUUUCAGCGACCUCUUACCAGGCAGCGAGUACCUUUUGGCGGUUACCACCUGGGCCGCCAACCUCCAGGCAAAGACCAGCACCCACCAGUGGACAGCCCCCGAGGCUCCAGGUCAGCUGGCGCUGCGUGCCCUGGGCACCAGUGCCCUGCAGGCCUCCUGGAACAGCUCUUGGGGCGCCGCCUGGCUACAUCUCGCCCUCACAGACCUCCUUGGUGGCCCCAACCUGAUGGCAGGGAUCAGACGGGGGGUCUCCAGUCACACCUUUGCUCAUCUCUCUCCGGGAACCCCCUACAAGCUGAUGCUCACAGCUGUUGCCGGGCCCCUUCAGACAGUGGGACCCAACGCCACUGAGUGGACCUAUCCCUCAGCCCCCCUGGACCUGCUGCUCAUGCCCCUGCCCCCAGGGCUCUGUGCCAGCUGGGAGGCGGGGCCCGGGGCCCAGGAUGGCUACAUGCUCAGGCUGAGCAGGCCAGUGGAGAAGACCAUCACUCUGGGCCCCAGGGCCCUUAAUGCCACGUUCCCAGGGCCCCUGCCAGCCGGACGCUACACUCUGGAGCUGAGGGUUCUGGCCGGGCCCCAUGACGCCUGGGCCCAGGCCAGUGCCUGGCUGGAGGGUGAGUCUGGGCUAGGGCGGAGGAGGGUGGGGCCCUGCACCAAGAGGCAGGUGAAUUCUCCCUCUCCAGGGACCAUGUCCUCUCCCAACUCUGCAGCCCAGCCUGGACAAGGUGACGGCCCUGAGCUGCCCCGGGAUGGGCAGGAGGCCAGCGGGGGGCCUGGGAGCCAGACCGUGCUCUACACCGAGGGAGCCCCAGGCCUUCUCAGAAACAUCUCCGUGCCACCCGGUGCCACCCCAGGCACCCUCCAUGGGCCUGGGGGCCACUACCAGGCGGACGUGGUCUCUUCUCUGGGGAACACCACCCAGAGCCUCCCAGGCCACACAGGAUCCCUGGCACCCCUGUCUCUGAAAGUCACUGGCAGGGGCAGCCCCUCUGAGCUGGCCAUUGGCUGGGUCCCAGCGCCGGGGCAGUGGGAAGGCUACAGGGUCAGCUGGCACUUGGAAGGCAGCCAGAGGUCACCAGGUGGUCUCGUCGCUAUGGGCUCAGAUCACUCCAGCCCGACGCUGAUGGGCCUAGUGCCCGGCUCCUGCUACACCGUGUCGGCGUGGACCUGGGCGGGGAACCUCAGCUCCAGCGUCCAGAGGGCCGGCGCCUGCACCCUCCCUGCACCUCCCGCCAACUUGAGCCUGGGUCUGGCUGCCCAGCCUCCUGUCCUGAGUGCUUCCUGGAGCCCCCCACCGGGGGGCAGGGAUGACUUCCUCCUGCAGCUUCACCGCCUGAGGCCCCCGGCUCUGGAGGGCCAGGACACUCUGGCCCCCGAGGCACACAGCUUUUCCUGGGCCCGGCUGCCCCCAGGCACCGUGUUCCUGGUGUGGCUGUCUACCCUGCGGGGGCCGGACAAGAGCAGCAGCGCCAAUGCCUCAGGCUGGACCCCCCCCGCCCCUCCUGUGGUAAAUGUGACCAGUGAAGGCCCCACCCAGCUCUGGACAUCCUGGGUCCAUGCUCCUGGGGGCCGGGAUGGCUACCAGGUGACCCUGUUGCAGGCAGGCGUCCGGGUGGGCUCCAGGACCGUGGGGGCGCAGGUGGACAGCGCCAGCUUCUCAGCUCUCACUCCAGGCACUGAGUAUGAGGUGGCGGUCGUCGCGCAAGCUGUGCCUCUCUGCGGGGCGGCGGCCAACCCCUCGGGCUGGACGUCCCCACUGGUGCCCGUUGAGCUGCUGGUGUCGACGCAGGUGGGCAGUGCCGUGGUCAGCCUGGCCUGGGCCAGCGGCCCCCUGGGGUGUGGUGUGUGCUGCGCCCAGCUCUGCGAGGCCGGGCUCCUCUCCCGGGUGCAGCCCCUGGUGCUGGGCCAAGCCCAUCUGGCCCUGAGGGACCUCACACCUGGACGCAACCUCUCCCUGUCGGUGCUGUGCCAGGCAGGGCCACUCCAGGCCUCCACCCACCAUGUGGUGCUGCCUGUGGAGCCGGACCCCGUGGAGGAUGUGCAGUGCCGGCCCGAGGCCACCCGUCUGACCCUGACCUGGACAGUGCCCCCGGGGGCCGUGGACACCUGCCUGGUGGUGGCAGAGUAGCUGGUGGCCGGGGGCAAUGCCCAGCCAGUCUUCCAGACCGACACCUCUGGGGACGCCCUCCUGCUAUCUGGCCUGGAGCCCUCCACUCCCUACCGCCUCAGCCUCUCUGUGCGGGGCAGCAAUGGCCGGGGCAGCCGGGCCGCUACCCUGGUGUGCGCCACAUCUGCCCAGGCCUGGCGCCCCCCAGAGCUGGCCCCAGCGCCCCAGCUGGAGCCUGGUUUGGGGAUGGGCGUGAUGAUCACACGGGGCAUGUUUGGCAAGGAUGACGGGCAGAUCCAGUGGUAUGGCAUCAUCGCCACCACCAACAUGUCGCGUGAGUCCUGGGCACAAGAGGGGGAGGAUGACCCUGGCUGCUGCCCGGCAGGGGUGGGUGAGGGGUCCAGCACCGUGGAAACACAGGGAAGCCCCUCUGCUGGGGAGCAAGGCCAUGGCCCCACUGCCCUCUCUGCCCUCCCUGUCCCGGUCCCUGUCCCAGUGACUCAGCCGCCCCGGGAGGCUGUCAACCACACGUGGUACGACCACUACUAUGGAGGACACGACUCCUACUUGGCCAUCCUGCUCGCCAACCCCUUCCACCCUGGGCCCUGGGCUGUGCCGACCUCCUGGAGGGUGCCUGUGGGGAUGGAGGACUGCAGCCAGACUCAGGACAUCUGUAACGGGCAGCUCAAGCCAGGUUCCCAGUAUCGGAAGAGGAGCGGGGGGCGCUUGCUGUGCAGUCUCAGGGCCCUGAACAGGUGCGGGCGUCGCACCGUCUGUGUGUCUGCUGCUCAUGCCUGUCUCCUGGGAGGGCUGGGCCUGCUGCCUGCCCCUCUGCCCCAGGUUCAGUGUUGUGGCGUUCACCCAGUACAGCCCUCCCGAGACCCUCGUCUCCUUCUCUGCCUUCUCAGGGCAGAGAAGAAGCUGAGUUCCCAGGAGCGGACUGCUUACAACCUGCGGAGGACCCACCGGCCCAUCCCUGCCCACAGCUUCCGGCAGAGCUACGAGGCCAAGAGUGCCCACGCCCACCAGGCUUUCUUCCAGGAGUUCGAGGAGCUGAAGGAGGUGGGCAAGGAGCUGCCCAGGCUGGAGGCUGAGCACCCAGCCAACGCUGCCAAGAACCGCUACCCACACGUGCUGCCCUAUGACCACUCCCGGGUCAGGCUGGCCCCUCUGGACGGAGAGCCCCACUCUGACUAUGUCAACGGCAGCUUCGUCCCGGGCUACACCCACCGGCAGGAUUUCAUUGUCACCCAGGGGCCCCUCAAGAAGACCCUGGAGGACUUCUGGCGGCUGGUGUGGGAGCAGCAGGUCCACACCAUCAUCAUGCUGACGGUGGGCAUGGAGAACGGGCAGGUGCUGUGUGAGCACUACUGGCCAGCCAACCCCACCCCCGUCACCCAUGGGCACAUCACCGUCCACCUCCUGGCCGAGGAGCCGGAAGAGGAGUGGACCAAGCGGGAGUUCCAGCUGCAGCACGCUGCCCAGCAACCAGCACGGAGGGUGAAGCAGCUGCAGUUUACCACCUGGCCCGACCACGGCGUUCCCGAGACCCCCAGCUCCCUGCUGGCCUUCGUGGAUCUGGUCCAGGAGCAGGCCAGGGCUGCCCAGGGCACGGGGCCCCUCCUGGUGCACUGCAGUGCAGGCAUGGGCCGCUCCGGCACCUUCGUGGCCCUGUUGAGGCUCUUGCGGCAGCUGGAGGAGGAGCAGAUGGUGCACGUGUUCCACGCAGCAUACACACUGCGGCCGCACCGGCCCCUCAUGAUCCAGACCCCGAGCCAGUACGUCUUCCUGCACAGCUGCCUCCUGAGCAAGGUCCUGGAAGGGCCCUCCAGCUCCUCUGGCAGGGCCGCGAAGACAGGAAGCUGGGGAGCCUCAAGUGGCACCCGUGCUGCCCGCGAGGCCCCCAUGCCCCAGCCCAUCCCCGUGGGGAACUUCGCGCAGGCGUGCACUCUCAGGGCGGCUGACACCAACACUGGCUUUGUUGGGGAGUACAAGCUCCUGCUCCAGGCCCUCAAGGACCAUGUCGGCUCUGCUACGACCCCUCCUGGCUGUGAGCAGGAGCACUCAGGGGACGUGCAGGGCGGGCCUUCUGGCUGCGACCACGUGGUGCUGACUGGCCCAACAGGGCCUGAGGAGUUGUGGGAGCUGGUGUGGGAGUACGGGGCCUGCGUGCUGGUCUCCCUGUGCCCGCCGGAUGUCCAGGAGAAACGUGGGAGCAGGAAGGAGAGGCCGGUGCAGCGGCUGCAGCUUCCCCGCGGGGAGCCGGGGCAGGAACUCCCAGCUGCCACGCUGCUGCCCUUCCUGGCUGCCAUGGGCCAGUGCUGCUCCCGGGAAGCGGGGAAGCCAGGCAUGCUGCUCAGCCACUCCAGGUGCUGCUGGACGGGGACUGGGGGAGUGGGCAAACCCCUCACUGCCUCCCCGAGGGCCUCACAUCCCACUGAGCCCAGCUUAGAAGGACACAGCCCCCUCCUCACUCAGCCUGACAUCUUUCAGGAAUCUGCCCCCAUCCUACUGGGGCCUGGGGUUGGCUGGCCGUGCCUAGCAUCUCUCCCUGGUCCCCAGGCCCAGGCUGGGUUCUCCCAUCUCCCUGGGUACCUGGCCCUCCUCCUUGCCCCUAAGGUUCCCCCUCCAACUCAAGACCAAUUGCAGCAAGGGUGCGGCCCAGCUGGGCACCUUCCUGGCCAUGGACCAGCUGCUGCAGCAGGCAGGGGCUGAGUGCACCGUGGACGUCUUCACCGUGGUCUUGCAGCAGUCAGAGGCCUGUGGCCUCAUGAUCGCAACUCUGGUGAGAGGCGAUCAGGGGCUCAGCCUUGGGAAGGGCUGAAGGGUAGGGAAGGUCCCUCUCCAGCUGCAGGGGGCCUCUGGGCAGCGCCAUAGGAGCAGCUGCCAGGUGGCACUGGCGACCACGGCUCUCAGGUGAAGGCACAGGGAGACUGUCCUUGCGGUGUCCUCGCGGUGUCCUCGUGGUGUCUGCCCCCAGGAGCAGUGCAUCUAUCUCUACAACUGUCUGAACAGCGCGCUCCUGGACGGGCUGCCCUGAGUCGGCACUGGUCACUGGUGUGCCCGCCGGGAGGGCAGGCUGCACGCUUGGCCCAGAGCCGGGAAGGGGCUGAGUCUGGGAAUAAAGGAUGUGGUCAAGCCUGA